AGAGAGCUGGCUAAAGCUAGCCGUGGGGAAGGAUGGAGGCCUCCUCGUCUCUGCCACAUCACGAGAGAUGCACCUGGCCUGGGCCUCAACAUACAGCCAGUGGAAGGUGAGAAAGGCAAAUUCACAGUAAGCUCAGUGAAAGGAGGUGCUGCAGAGAGAGCAGGAGUGAAGAAAGGGGACCGGCUAAUUUGGAUAGAUGGUGCCAUGGUCUCUGAACUCACACACUCUGCCAUCAGCAGAAUGGUGAAGAAGUGCAACAAUCACAUGACAAUGCUGGUGAUUGACAGUGACAGUGAGAAGAGUUAUGCCCGUAGGAAAAUGCCUAUUCUCCCAGCCAUGGCUGAUGCAGAGAACAUGCCAUAUCGGCCUCGCAGACUGCAUCUGGUGCUGGGGCCAGAAGGGUACGGCUUCCUGCUCAGGCAGGAAAAGACUGGAACGGGACGCAGUGUCCACAUGUUGAGAGAGGUGGAUAAGGGCAGCCCUGCUGAACUGGGAAGUGUGGAGGAAAAUGUUUCAAGUGCUGCUGAACCACCAGCACUGAAGACUGUUGACUUGUCUGAUGACAGCACUUAG
Molecule: messenger RNA, 573 nt
Organism: Sinocyclocheilus anshuiensis
Lineage: Eukaryota; Metazoa; Chordata; Actinopteri; Cypriniformes; Cyprinidae
Product: Na(+)/H(+) exchange regulatory cofactor NHE-RF4-like
Exons: 5
Biological process (GO): protein localization to plasma membrane
Cellular component (GO): apical plasma membrane
Molecular function (GO): protein-membrane adaptor activity; signaling receptor binding
Source: RefSeq, a predicted model, not a curated record